Molecule: messenger RNA, 7742 nt
Organism: Arabidopsis arenosa
Lineage: Eukaryota; Viridiplantae; Streptophyta; Magnoliopsida; Brassicales; Brassicaceae
Source: the annotation of a GenBank genome assembly
AAACCCUAAAACCCCGGGAAGAGAGAAGAACUCUCUGUAGUGUUCUUUUAAUGGCGGAAUCAAUAUCAGACUUGGAAGAUCAAGGAAUGGUUGUGGACGGAGGGAAUAGAGAUGUUGAGGUGGAAAAUAUCCCAGUGAUGGCUUUCAGACCAUCCCACGAAGCUAAACUUAGAGAAUUGUUGCAUAAGAUUUGCUUACAUGAGAUUAAGCUAUGUUCUGAUGCUGCAAAAGAAUUUGCAUGGAAGCUUCGACAUGAAAAACAAGGACUGUCCUACAUAUUCUCGCUUAUCCAGACGAUUUUGAGUCAUCCAGAUGGAAAAGAUAGAUCAACUGAUAUAGGAAGAGCUAUUGACCAGUUUGGUAGGUUACUUAUUGAAGAUAAACUGGAUGACAUUUACAAAGAAUUGAACAGCAAAGAGGGAAAACAACAGUCUGCUGCACUUUCAUUGUUAGCUUCGAUUGUUAGACGUGGUCCAGGCAUGGCAUCAGAAAUAGCUAAGAAGUUUGAUUUUAAGGGUUUUGCAAAACUAGCAGAGUAUAAAACGCGAGGGACUGAAAAGGUUAAGAAACACUCAACAAGGAAGGCCUUUGUUGGGUUUGCAAUAUCAUUCCUUGAAGUUGGGAAGCCUGGAUUGCUAAGAUCAGUUUUACAGCAGAAAGAAAUGUAUUCGAAAGUCCUGCGAGGCCUUGGGAAAGAGGAUGAAGACACUGUGGCUUCUGUCUUGUCUACGUUAAAGGAUAAGAUCCUUGUUGAAGAAUCAUUGAUUUCUCCUGGUCUAAGGAGUGUUCUUUUUGGAAGUGCGACGCUAGAGCAGCUAGCCAGCAUUUCAGCAAGAGAGGAUGGUGGGAUUGUGAAUGAGUUGGCCCAUGAUGUUCUUGUUAAAGUUUGCACAGACCCCUGUAAUGGAUUGAUGCCAGAUGCAAAGAGAAAUUUGAGAGGCAAUUCAGACAGACUACUAAUGCUCAUGAAGAGACCGUCUUUAGCUUCAGCUUUCUUGGACGAGUUUCCAUACAAUGUGGAAGAUUUUGCAUCACCAUCCUGGUUUUCUUCUAUUUCCGUGGCAGCUAAUUUGGUAUCGUCAGUAAGAACUUCAUGUUCUUUUGACUUUCUCAAUCCAGAUCAACGUGCUACACCUCCUUCUGGUGGUUUGGAUGUUCAGACUAUCAUGAAAUGCAUAUGCCCCCGACCAUUUAGCCGGUCACUGAUCACUAAAGGGAUGCUCCAUUCUGAUUUUCUUGUGAAACAUGGGACCUUGAGAUUUCUCUUGGAGACGCUGAGGCUGUUGGAUUCUUUUGUUACUGCUUGGAACCUUUGUUCAUCUCAUAGAUGCUCUGUUGAGAAAAUUCAGAUUUCUCUAGCGAACGUCAUGGGUGAAGUGAGCAGCUUUUUUCCAGAUUCCCAGGUCUUAUUGAUUGUACUGAAGUCUUUGGACGGUUCUAGUGGAACUCAAAAGCUGUCAUUGAAGAGAGAAGCAGAGUUGGAUAGUGGAUUAGUAGGCAGAAAAAAACGCUUUAAGCGAUCUGAGAAGGAUGUUUUGGAAGAAGAGGCUGGUGAUAUUGUCAUUGGUGGGGUAGGUUCUGAUAAAGAUAUCUUUUUGGCAGAGGAUAAUAUGGAUGCUCAUAUGACAGAUCAGGAAGAUGCUGAAAAAGAAUAUCUUGGGAUUGUUUCAGAAAUUUGGGUUUCAGAGCUUUGUUCUAAGCCUAUUGAUUCGGUCGAAGAAGCAGAGAUGUGUUUUCACAUAAAGCUUCUGGAUGCCCUCAAGAUUUAUGUGCGUGCUGUACCUAAUGAGCUUGAAGGAUCGUUUGAUGUCUUCAUGAAAUUUCUGAGCAAUUCUUCAGGUUUACCAGUUGAAUUGCAGAGAGCUCUCUUGUCUUUGCUAAAUGACUACAUCAGUUGGACGCCAAAGUCUCAAAGUGACAGAGGUCCUACAAGAAUUCCACCACUUAUGCACAAGCAUUUGCGUGUGUUCAUGAAUUUGUUACUUUCUUCACCACACAACGGGGUGAAGGAUCUAGUGUACAAUUUAGCAGUGGCAGCUAUGAACAGUACCGGUGCAUUUGAAAACAAUCCAAGUGAAAUUGGUGCAUGGUUCUUGUUUCUACCAUGUUUUGAAAAGAUUAAACUACCUCAUGAGGUUCAGGAGGCUGUACAGAGCAUGUCAUCAGUUGUCAUCUCCUUUUUAUGUGAUGCAGUUUCGACUGUUGGAAAUAAUUUAUUCAAGCACUGGGACAUUGUCAGAAGUAGCUUGUCCCAUUUAAAAGGUGUAUCAAUUGGUUUUAGCCCCCUAAUUAUUUGUCUACUACAGAAGUGUGUGAGGCUACUAAAUUCUGAGUCUAAAACGUCUUUACCGGAGAAGUCAGCAAUAUCUCUGUACGUCUGCAGCACACUGAAAUAUCUUUUGCAAACUCAGGUAGAUUCCAAAUUACUCUCAUGUUUGAUCCAGUCAGUUUUAUCUGAGGUGGUUGAUGGAUCUAAGAAUUCUUUAUGUGAAUGGAGGCCAUUGAGAAGGUUGCUUUGUUUCUCACAAUCCUUGUCAAACGAAAAACCUAUCAUCUUGCAUUCCAGAAGGACAACGGGUCUUCCUACUGAUAGUACUUUUACAGAGACUCUUGAUGAGAUCAAAAGACUAGUUAGAAGCAUUUCUCCGGAUGAAAUUGCAGGAAUAGUUAAAGCGUUUUCUUCUGCAUUGAUAUGUGCAACACCUGAAUCGAUCUUGCAAAAUUUUGCUCCUGUGAUGGAUGUUUCUUGGGCCUUUUAUGGAACACCAUUCUCAUUUUUACAGUCCAUCACCUUUCUAGAGGAUAAUUUCCUUGGAAACCUUUCAAAGCUAUCGCCUGACUUGUUUGCUCCAGGUUCAGAAUUUACUGGGUCAAGGAAUCUGUGUGAAGGAACAGUAGAUAGUGAGAUUGAUUUUUCUGGCCACUCGUCCGUAACUGAAGAAAUCAGAAGUAAGAUGAACAAUCGUGAUAUUGAAUCUUCUGCCUUCUCUAUGUUCUUAGAGCAGGCUCCUUUUCCUGUAUUACUUAAUGCAAUUAUGAGCAUGGAUAUAUCUUGCUUACCAGAGUUUCCAAGAAUAUCAGAGCUACUGCUGCUAAAAGUUUCGCAGCCUAAAAGUGGUAGUAUUGACUCAAAUAUCCAAUUAAUAAUGUUCUGGCUCUUCCAAAUACGAUCAUCUUACAAGGUUCAACCAGCUCCAGUACUCCAUCAACUCUCUGAGAUCUGCUUACGUCUCAUGAAGAACUUGUUCUCUCAAAUAUCAGAACCGGAGCUUGUUUCUGGAUCCUCUUCAAAUAAGUUGUUUGCUUCUUUUGCAAAGUGGAAGCAUCAAGUGGCCCAGACAGUUCUUUGCCACCCAGUUGUGAUGGCACUGUUAGAGAGUCCCUUGGAUUGUGGCACAUUACCUCCAGUGCAGAAUGUUGAGAUUUUUUCAGAAACAUCGCUGACAACGGGCAGGCUAGUAUAUAGUGAAAUAGAUCAACACAUCCUUGAUCUUUUGGUUUCUACUUGUGAGCACUUUUUGCUUGAUGAGAAAGACAAUCUGUGGAAAGAGGACCUCAGGGAAAAUAAGUCAAUUAUAGCAUUUAAGGACUUGGUUGAAAGGCUUUUCUUGGAAUUUAGGGUCAAGUUUGAGCUUUGUGUUGGUUCUCAAAGUUACGCUUCUCUUCUCCAACCAUCACAACUGAUUCAUGCUUUGUUAAGAUUUAUAUCACCUUUUAAACUUCUUAAUAUUGCUCAUUCCAUGCUGAGUAAAAUUGAUAAGGAAGGGUUGGCAAGCCCAAAUUCAAGUAUUCUUCUCAGUUUGGGAUUGGGUAUUGCAGGUGGAGCUUUUGAAAUGCUUAUAUUAUAUUCACACCAGCCGACUGCUAAGAGAGGGGUAUUUGAUUUGCUGUGGGAAUUAGAAGAAAAGAAUUAUGCCAGUAACAUCAUUGAGAAAGUAUAUAGCAUGGCAUGCAAGUUUUCUACCUCUCUUGAUUUGGAUUCGGCAGAUAUUUGUUUGCUUAAAGUUUGUGGUGGUAUUUUCAGGGGGAAACAUAAUCAAAAUUAUAGUGUUCACCCGUUGGUUUUGAAAAUUUCACUGAUUGUUGGAAGAACCCCUGAAGACUUGAUUAUCCAUUGCAUUAACCGGGCAAGCAUAACCAGAGCCAAGAUAUUGUUCUACCUUGUGGAGUCCAGUCCCUUGCAUCUGUUAGUCUUUGGAAACUUUUUCUUUUGUAUGCUAACUAAGAAACAGGAUGACUCUGCGCUUACAGAUGAUCAGUUUAUCAUGCUCCUGCCUGCUGUGCUAUCGUAUCUGACAUCAGUUUUUGCAAAACUCGAGAAGCCGUGUAAUAGAUGUUUGGAUAUAACUUCAGUUUAUUCAACUAUACUAAUAAAUGGUUUUCUUCAGUGGCCGAGGUUUUUGUCUAGGUGCAUCUUUGAAGAGAAGUAUGAAGAGAUUCUUCUGUCAACGACUGAGGAUAUGGACACUAUGUUUAAUGCGAGUCUUAUUGGGAAGGCAGUACGUAUGUUUCAGUACCACUUUUCCUUGACUGAAAGUCCAACUAAAGAAGAUGAUCUCUUUAAGGUAUUUAAUUCCAUGUUUCCUCACACAAGUACUGGCAAGGAGAUGUUGGAUUACGAGAUAAAGGAAGUGGACGUUCAGUCAGUAGACCAAAUGUUAAAUGUUGCUAUCCGUGUGGUUGCAAAAGUAACACUUUCAAGGAUUUGUUUGUUUCCUGAGGAUAGCAGUUUGUGUCAAGUUAAACGUGCAACAGGUACUUGUGUGAAGGAAAGUUCUUCAAAAAUUGGAUCCAAUAGAGCGAUUUUAUCAAAGCCGUUGCUAGAUGCUUUAGUUAAUAGUUGGCAAUGUGUUGUCAAGAAAUCUGAUGGAUCUUUCAAAGGGAAUUCUGAAGGAAAACAGGACAAAUGUUGGUCCUUGUGCAAAAGCCUUGAAAACUUCAUUUUGAGAAGUAUUCUACAGUUUUUGGAAAACAUGUGUGAGGAGCUCGUUCAGUUGGAUUCCCUUCCCUUCCUGGAGAGAUUGAUGAAAUCAGUUCUUCUGUAUAGAUUUGAGGACUCGACGACACUGAAGAUACUGAGAGAAAUUUUCUCUUUAUUGUCUAGAGGGAAGUACUCAUAUGCACCAUAUAUCCAACUCUUAAUAUCUCACUCUCAGUUUACACCAACUAUCAGUUCUCUCUCCAUAUCAUCCUCACAUACUGGUGAAUUAUUCAGGCCUGUCUCCAGCAUCCUAAAUCAUCUUAUCAUCUCAAGUCCGAAUUCUGUCGGAGUUAAAAGGUGUUGUCUCGAAGCACCUAACUAUGCGAAGCAGUUAGAAGUUGUCAAAAUUCUCAGAGUGCUGCUCUUCAAAUGUGGAAAAGAUUCAGGCAUCAAUCUCAAAGAACUGCAUUUUUUUCUUUUGUGUUCUUAUGGUGCAACUCUGAGCGAAAUCGACUUGGAGAUCUACAAGCUGAUGCAUGAUAUCAAGUUGAUUGAUGCCGAACAGACACUAAAUGUUUCUGAAACAGAUUAUUUGUGGGGUAAAGCUGCCUUGAAAUUAAGAGAGGGACUGCGUUUCAAACAGGAUGCAUCUGAUGUUGGUCAAGCUGAGUUAGUGGAAGAUGUCCGGCAGAGUCUUUUUAAAGAGAAUCUUUGUGUUGAUCCCAAAAUAUGUGCUUCAACUGUUUUGUUUUUUCCUUAUCAACGCACUACAGAGAAAUCGGACAAUUUUUACCUAUAUGAUGAUCCAAUAAACGAGAAAUGCUCACCUGUUAUUGAGGACAUUGAACGAUAUGAUCCGGCUUUCAUCCUGCACUUCUCGAUAGACUCAUUGUCCGUGGGUUACAUUGAACCUGUGGAAUUCGCCAGCUUAGGCUUGCUUGCAGUUGCAUUUGUGAGCAUGUCUUCAGCAGAUCUUGGGAUGAGAAAAUUGGGUUAUGAAACUCUUCAAAUAUUUCUGGAUGCCCUUGAGAAUUGUAGGAAGAACAAGCAUGUAACAGGGCUUAGGCUUCUGCUAAUGUAUGUACAAAAUGGAGUUGAGGAACCAUGGCAAAGAAUCCCAACUGUUUCUGCUAUUUUUGCUGCUGAGACAUCUCUGAUAUUGUUGGAUCCUUCUCACGAACAUUAUGUUCCCAUAAAUAAACUUUUGAAGAGCUCAUCUACACUGAAACUGAGGGGAAUACAUUUGUUUCAUGAUUUUUUCUGGAGCAGCGCUGUUAACUUUAGAUCGCAGAGGUUUUGGGAACUACGCCUAGUGUAUCUGGGCUUGAAAUCAGAUGAUGAUGUUCAAAUUUACAUUAAAAACUCCAUCCUUGAGACAGUGAUUAGUUUUUCCUCAUCUCCUCUUGCUGAUGAUGAAACUAAAAGACUAAUCCUUCAGGUUGUGAGAAAGUCAGUCAAAUUCCAUAAGAUGGCCCGACAUCUAGUUGAAAACUGUGGUCUGUUUUCAUGGUGUUCAUCGUAUAUCUCAAAUUUUACCACAAAGCCGAUUGGAGACAAAGAUCUGCACUUGGUAGUUGUCUUGGAGAUCAUAACUGAUGUUCUCGCCUCCAGAAACAUUACAGAGUGGUUGCAACGAUUUGGCCUCGAAGGGCUAAUGGAAAUCUCAUCGCGUUUAUACAAACUUUUAGGUGGUGGCUUGGUAUCAGUACAAGCAAAUGGUACUUCAGUUGAUUUAAUUUUGCAGAUACUAUCUGCUACUCUAAAGAUUUCACAGAAACGAAAAAUGUACCAGCCACAUUUCACCAUCACAAUCGAGGGAAUAUUCCAACUCUUUGAGGCUGUUGCUAAUUUUGGUUCUCCUCAAGUCGAAGCUAGUGCAGAGAGUGGGCUUAUUACUAUAUUAAUGAGCACCCCGCCAGUUGACAUAAUAUGCAUGGACGUGGACAAGCUGAGAAGGUUUCUUUUGUGGGGAACCUCCACAGCAUUAAAGAGUGACCUUAAAAAGGGAUCUAAACCUAUUGAGUCUCAUCAAGAUACUAAAAUACUCACCGAAGAACCACAAGAGGAGACUAUGGUAGCAAAGUUUCUACGCUGGCUGUCGGCUUCAGUUUUACUUGGGAAGCUUUAUUCUAAAGCUAGUGAUUUUGACCCGACAGUCUUAAGUAAAACAAAACCAGAAACUUUGCUGACAUUGUUAGGAUACUUUAAGAAAAGAAAUCUCGAAGACAGCAUGAAAAAUUCAGAGCACAUAAUAGGGGAAGUAAUUGUACACCUCCAACAGCUCCUGUGUACAAACUACAGAGUUCUUCUUCCCUCUGUUGUAUUUGCACUUUCUCUCAUGCUUCUUCACAAUGACCUCGGGACUGGAGAGUCCGAUGGCGAUUACAAGCUCAUAAAAUCUUUGUGUUCUAAAAUUAGUAGUCCUCCUGAAGCUAUUCCGGGCUGGAGAUGGUCAUAUUAUCAAGCGUGGAGGGAUCUUUCAUCAGAACAAGCCACAGAUCUGGAUAAGAUCAAUGAACUCCAUGCGUGCCAACACCUUUUGCUGAUAUUCUCUGAUAUGCUUGGAGAAACGCCAUGGGAAUCUCAACAGGUGUUGCCUCGUAAAAGUUUUGAUAUGUCCCAUGUAUUUGAAUGGGAAAGAAGGUUAGUUGAGACCUAGACACUAGUCAUUGUAUUGCAGGUUUGUAUCAUCCAGAUCAAUCAAUUUUGUUAUAUCAAUGACAUGAGUUAUUGAUUCAUUCACAUGAAACAAAGUUGAGUUUUGUUGUAUCAAUGAGAAAUGUUAUCUGAGUCAGAGUCCAUAUAAAUCAGGGUAUCUUGU